Molecule: messenger RNA, 2490 nt
Organism: Copidosoma floridanum
Lineage: Eukaryota; Metazoa; Arthropoda; Insecta; Hymenoptera; Encyrtidae
Product: NAD(P)H oxidoreductase RTN4IP1, mitochondrial
Cellular component (GO): mitochondrion
Molecular function (GO): oxidoreductase activity
Source: RefSeq, a predicted model, not a curated record
UUCUCCCUCUCCCUCCUUGUUCACUUUUCUUUUCCAUUCACACUCACACACUUUGGUAAACAUCAGCUGAUUCUGAAACGAAACUAGUCUGACAUAUAAUUUAGCAAACCAUAUCUAUUGUCGAUCAAUCGCUGUAAAAUACAAAACAAUAUAAUAAUGCGGCUCAUUCGACGCAUACAUCACAUCUACACUUGAUUUGUAUACUUAUAGUUCGAGUAUUGCUAAAUUUAAUGUGCAUCAGCUAAAACGUUAUUUAUAAAGCAGUCUGCGAGGGUUUUCUUUCGAGUGAGUCGUCAUCGUCGUUAUAAGAGUAUGGUGAAGAACUCCCGCGGGUGAGGAGCGGAAACAUUUCGGUGCAAUAAAAAAAAACAGUCAACUUACCUUUUACGACCUUCUUUUGCUUUCCUCGUUCUCAUCUUCUUUCCAUGCAUAUAUUUACGUACUUGAUACAAAACGAAUCUAAAAUUGAGUGACAACGAACUUAUUACGAGACGAAAGAUUCGCAUUAAUUGGAAGGACCAAUGACUCCGUCAACUAAAAUCUCGAACGCACAGCAGCAGCGAAGAAAAACAGUUUUGUUUGUGCGAUAAACAAACACACGAAUUUUAUUUUUUUCACACAAGCCAUGGAUGAGAUUUUGUUUCGUCUAUCAAGUCAGCUUGAAACUUUGCAGAUUCAAACAUCGGUGACGGUACAACACUUGCAGCAAUUAUUGAGUACAUGGCUGGCACAAAGUUCAAGACUCCUUCAAAAUACAUUCAAUGACCUUCAUGGCCAAGAAUUCAAGGAAUCUCUGCAUCAUUUGUUAACGUGGUUUCACCAACAAGUAAAAACAUUGGCUUACCAUUUGUACUCUGUUAGGAUUAGUCCAGGGUAUAUUUAUCACCAGCUUGGUAAUUUUUACACAUUGGAAGUUUCAAGAAGAGAGCUUUUCUACUUUAUAACUGGUAUUUUAACCGGAACUCUGAUAGGAUACUCCAUAGCUUUAAACUGGAAUGUUCCCAGGCAUUUACAUCCCAUGAAAGCAAUUGUUUGUCAUCAUUACCUCAAUGGUGUUGAAGGUGUUUCCUUGGUUGAGGAUGCUGAAAUGCCAGUGAUACAAAAAUCAAAUGAAAUUCUAAUCCAAGUUAAAGCAGCUUCCAUUCAUGAAGUAGAUUUAAAAAUAUGUUCCGGCUAUUCAAAAUUUUACAGAAGGUUGUUAAACAAUGGGAGGUAUAAAGAUGUACCUGUGAUCCUUGGAAGGGAUUGUGCUGGUGUUGUAGUUGACAUAGGCCAUGAAGUUGUUAACUUUGACAUUGGUGAUAAAGUAUUCUUAGCUGUGCCAUCGUGGGCUUCUGGAACCAUGGCGGAAUACAUUGUUGUACCUGAAACUCAAGUUGCCAAAAUGCCAAAAGUUUUACCAUUUGAAGCGUCCGCUAGUUUGCCUUACAGUGGUUGCAUCGCUUGGGAUGCCCUAGUUAAUAAUUCAAUUAUUAAUGAAGGAAAUGCUCAAGGAAGAAGAGUAUUAGUUUACGGAGGAAGUACGCCAGUUGGCUGUAUAAUUAUACAACUAAUCAAACUUUGGGGAGGUUCUACCGUUGCAAUUUGUAAGCCUCAAGCUGCUCCUGUGGUAAAAGCACUGGGUGCUAAUGAUGUAAUUUUAUUACAUGGAUCGGAUGUUUUAAAGGAACUAGAGCUUUCAGAAAAAUUUGAUGCUAUUUUUUAUACUGGUGGACAUCUUGUGGAUAAAAAAAUUUUAAAACGAUUUUUACUACCGCACGGAUCUUACGUGUCAACAGUUCCUGAAAAUUUGAUAUCAGAUUCAUUAGGAUAUUUAACAGGAAGUCUAUUCUCGGGAUUUAUAAGGAUUAGGUUGCUGAUACAGUACGCUUUUGCUUCUAGUAUUUACCAUUGGAACGACGGAAUUAAACUGAACACUGUCUAUUUACAAUCAAUACAAAAACUUGCUGAUGCAGAUCAGCUUCAUCCUAUUUUAGAUAAGGUAUAUGCUCCAAAUUGGAUCGAUCAAGCCUUGUCACACGUAAUGUCAGAUGUCAAUGCAAUCGGUAGUACUGUCAUCAAAUUUCAUUAACGUUUUAAAUCGAUAAAUUUUUUGAUACCGAACUAUGUAAAUAUGUGAUUUUUACAAACUUUUUAUACACAGAAGUCACGAAAAUUAUUAGUACUUACAAGUAUUUUUUAAAGAUGUACAUUCUGUUGCCGUGUUGUUGAUCUGUUUAUAGUAUAUUUUUGUGUCACCUAAGAAUCCAGUCUUCGAUUCAACCAAGACUGACUGUUGGGAAUGUUAUAUAUCUAUAACACAGACUGAUAAAAUCAGUUUACCAGAAACUGAAAAAAUAUAUUUAAAAGCUUUGUAACCGUUAUUAACUUUGCGAAUUGUAAUUUAUCUAUUAUAAUGUAUGCAUAAGUUUAUGAGUAUAUACAUUUAUAAAAUGUUAAUUCACUUUUAGAACAUUAAACUCGGAACUAUAAAAUUUCAGACAGUUUACG